Messenger RNA from Diachasmimorpha longicaudata, 1556 nucleotides. RefSeq names its product facilitated trehalose transporter Tret1-like. Gene Ontology annotation, biological process: transmembrane transport. Gene Ontology annotation, molecular function: transmembrane transporter activity. Gene Ontology annotation, cellular component: membrane. The record is from RefSeq and is a predicted model, not a curated record. The transcript is spliced from 4 exons. Bases 105 to 1553 code for a protein of 482 amino acids. Lineage: Eukaryota; Metazoa; Arthropoda; Insecta; Hymenoptera; Braconidae.
CCUGUACUUCGUAUCAUUUCGACAUUUCAACACUCGCGAAUAAGUCGAUUCUCCCCUGCGAAAAAGUACAAUUGCAAUUGCUAUAAACAUUGAAAUUAGUGAACAUGAAAUUCCCCCAAAUUCAUUUGCUGGACCGAAGUUCUAGACAUCAAUUUCUGGCAGUGAUCGUCAUUAAUUUUGCAACCACAUCAACUUCGAUGUUCAUGGGCUGGCUGGCACCAAAUAUACCCCAGCUCCUGACAACUGAUACCCCAGUUGGUGAAGAACCGAUGUCUGAUGAUGAAAUUUCUUGGCUAUCUUCAAUUGGAUCUCUCAUGCCACUCAUCAUUCUACCGAUAGCAGCGUGGGCAUUGGAACGUUUUGGCAGAAAAAUUACUGGAUGUUUCAUGGCCCUUCCCAUCACUUUGAGUUGGCUGAUGGCUUUAUUUGCUCAAAACUUCUGGCAACUUCUGAUUUCUCGGAUACUCGGGGGAGUUUCUCUCGCCCUGAUGGGGGCAGUAAUUCCGGUUUAUAUCGCUGAAAUUUCCGAUCAAUCAACGAGAGGACCACUUGGAAGCCUUUUCGCAUUUAGUAUGAAUCUAGGACCUUUAAUUUCCCUGAUUUUUGGCGCAACAUUGACUUAUCGUCAAGCUGGAAUAUGUGGAAUGAUUCUCCCACCGAUUUUCAUCGCCAUUUUUGGUUUCAUGCCGGAGUCACCGAUUUACUUACUCAGGAAAGGAAAAGUUGCAGAAGCUAGAAAAUCUCUGAUGUGGCUGAGAAGUUGUGAUAAGACAACGGUCGAGCGAGAAUUAUCUCAGCUUCAGCAGAGCCUCCAGGAAAUAGUGGAAUCUACCAAAACUCCGACUCUGAAGGACUUGUUCCGAGAUCGUGCUACAAUCAAAGCGUUCAUCAUUGCUUCUGGUCUAUUUAUUGGACAGCACGUGACUGGUUAUACAAUUGUGGUGACAUACGCAACGCUGAUGUUCAAACUUGCGAAGAGUUCAUUGAGUCCGAAUGCCGCUGCUAUAGUGAUCGCGGUGAUUCAAAUUUUUGGUUCCUGGUUAUCGACAAUGACAAUCAAUCUGACUGGAAGAAGAUCCAUUAUUAUGAUUUCAUGUGUAGGAAUGGGAAUUUGUCAUUUAAUUUUUGGCACUUUUUUUCUACUCAUGAAUCGAAAUGUUGAUGUUGAAUCGUUUUCCUGGCUUCCACUUGUUGCUUUAUCAGCAUACGCCAUAUCAUAUUCCAUGGGAAUUGGCCCAGCUGCUUAUGUCGUUGCUACUGAAAUUUUCAGUCCUGACAUCGCCAGUUUGGGUACUUCAAUAUCUAUGAUGUUACUUUGGUCCGCUAGUUUUGUCACUGCCAAACUAUUUCCGUUGAUAUCGUCUCGGUAUGGAAGCUACACAUCCUUCUACAUUUUGGUGGCAUUCUGCGCUUCUACGUGUAUAUUCACGUUCAUUCUUGUACCGGAGACUAAAGGAAGAUCAACGCAGUCAAUUGUUGAAGAGCUGAACGGUAAAAAAACGAGAAAUGAUCACCCGAAUUUGGAUGAAGGAAAUUGCACGACGAAAGUUUAAAUU